CGUAGGUGAUGUGAGAGACGCGCCGAAGACUUGCGACGUUGCCGGCGCCUUCGGAAACACAGUAAAUGAACCCGAGCGUUGCCGCUCCGAAUUUUUUCACUCUCACUCGCUGUAGCACAACAAAGAAUGAAAUUUGCAGAGCAGGCGCUUAUGUCGCGCGAUGCCGGACGAGCCGCACUGGACACAAUGCCCUCAGAAGUCAUCGACACGAUCGUCAAGAUCCUUGUGAAAGGCUCGACAACGACUGCUCAGCCUACAGAUCUUUUGACCUUGAGGCACAUCAGCGGACGUCUGAGAGCUGCAUGUCUUCCAUAUCUUUACAAGGACAAAAUGUUUACUGUUCACUGCCCUGGUCAGCUGUCGAGAUUGGCAUUAGAUUGCUUCGCCGAUCCACAUUUCGGAGCUGCUAUCAAUGCCCUCAUGAUCAGCGGAGACCAUUACGAUUCUCAGCAGUGGGGUGGCAAAGCUGCCCUGAACGUCUUGAGUAAUGCUAAUCGAGCAGCCCUGCCCAAUUUGUCGGCCCUCAAGGUCGACUCCGCUGCGCUUGUUGCCAUUCGUGACGCUCCCAAAGAAAUCACCCGUUUUCUGGCCAAAAGCAUCAAGACACUCUCGCUAGAUUAUCGCAGCACUACUCAUCGUGGCGAUGUCGUCCUCGGAGCCUACCCCACGCCAGAGUACACGCCUGCGCAAGCUCGAGACGUCUUCAACUGGGUCCAGACAUGUGCCAACGUCAAAAGCCUCACUUUCGUCGACGCUUGCGAGCAUUAUGACUUUGAAGGCUGUGCAGCCACGAUGGAGAUGCUCGGCAGUUGUGUGACCCGCUUGCCGGCUCUCGAGAGCUUGACACUGACCACUACUUGGCCUGCUAGAGGCAACACGCUGCCUGCGCACUCACAGACUACAUGGCAGACUUCCUGGCAUUCUAAGCUGCGCUCGCUCACUUUGACACGCAAAAUCAAGUUGGAGCACCUCGCCGGCUUCAUCCACUUCGCCUGCACAACACUCACCUACUUGCAUGUACACGAUAUUGAAAUCGCCGAAGGACCGGGGAGCCGUACGAUGACACUCCCUAAUCUCUUGAUGUUCGACUGGACGGAGGCGACUACAGUGACUGGACUGCAAAACUUGCGCAUGCGCAACCUGCGCACGCUGCGUCUUGGCAGCUUAGUGUCUAACGACCGCGAACUCCUGGCUUGCAUUGAUUUAAGAAUCUUCCCACUGUUGGAAGUCAUCGAGAUCUACAACCUUGCCGACCUUCUCAUGGAAAACAUCCUACGCUUGAAAGCAGCAUGCAGCAACAACGGUCUUGCGCUGAUCUUGCGAAGCACCAUCGAAGCCGAUCGAGAAGAAAAGAGAGAAAGACGGGGGCUUCCUCCUGUAGUACCGCGCAGCCUUUACUGGCAUCCAAGAUUGGUCUUCUAGCUCGGCCGCCUUGUGCUUGUAAAUCUAGGAAAUCGCAGCGCUA
Mixia osmundae IAM 14324 is the source of this 1465-nucleotide messenger RNA. RefSeq lists its product as uncharacterized. The transcript has 2 exons. Bases 127 to 1422 code for a protein of 431 amino acids. Lineage: Eukaryota; Fungi; Basidiomycota; Mixiomycetes; Mixiales; Mixiaceae. The record is from RefSeq and is a predicted model, not a curated record.